This is a messenger RNA of Populus trichocarpa (black cottonwood), 2227 nucleotides long. RefSeq names its product BTB/POZ domain-containing protein At2g24240. The record is from RefSeq and is a predicted model, not a curated record. The transcript has a single exon. Gene Ontology annotation, biological process: protein homooligomerization. The coding region runs from base 619 to 1959 and encodes 446 amino acids. Gene Ontology annotation, molecular function: protein binding. NCBI's taxonomy places the organism in Eukaryota, Viridiplantae, Streptophyta, Magnoliopsida, Malpighiales, Salicaceae.
UCUGGUCCAUUUGGAAGGAAGACCAAGGGAAAAAUAGACGUGGAAAAACAGAGAGAGAGAGAGAGAGAGAUUUCAGAUAUAAAUAAAUCAAAAUGGAACAAUAUUUUUUGAAAUCCAAGUGCUUCAAUUCUCCAAUUCCUCUCUACCAAAUUCCUUAAAAAUUAAAAACCCACCUCUAAAAACCUUACCUCUUCAAAACCCAGAUCUUAAUUUUCCUUAUUUUCAUCAAAUUCUUUACCUUUUUGAACCCCUAUAGCUGUAUGUCCCCUGUCUCAAGCUCUGUUUUUGUUCAAGUUCUGUUUUUUUGAACUUCUCUCAGUUCCAGAAUCAGGCCUUGUGGUUCAUGUGUUUAUGAGCUUUCUGUCUCUGUUCUCUUCAUGAUCUUGUCUAUUUCGGUUUCUCUUUUUAAAGGGCUAGUUUUUUCUAUUUUUAGCUCAACCAAACUACAUCCAAAUUAACACAACACGAUCCCCCGAUUCCCUCCAACGUUUUAGGAAACUUUAUCUCUCCUUCAAAUUAUAUCUACACGCACUCCUCCAUUUUUCUCACAAUUCUAAUAAUAUCGAAUUCCUAACUUUCUCUGUUUCAAAAUUCUGCCUCUCAAAACUCAUUUUCACCAUGAAAAUCCCCAAAGACAGAGUUAGAUUCAAUGUAGGAGGCAGAAUCUUUGAGACGACCUCAACAACGUUAGCAAAUGCAGGAAGAAACUCCUUUUUUGGUGCAUUGUUUAGUGAAAACUGGACCUUAAAACAACCAAAUACUGACUCAUUUUCCAAUUGUGAAUUCUUCAUUGACAGAAACCCUGAUUGUUUCUCUGUUCUCCUUGAUCUUCUUCGCACCGGCGACCUCAAUAUCCCUCCUAACGUCUCUGAAAGACAUAUUUACAGAGAGGCCUCCUUUUAUGGUUUAUUAGACCAUGUAAGAUCAGCGAAAUGGGGCCAAUUUGAUGGCAACAGGCUCCGCCAUUCGCGUUCUGUUACGGGGAGGGCACCAGGGGAUGGGACCGCGAUUCGUGCUGGUCCUGAUGGUGGGUGCUGUGUGGCUCAUGGAAGCGUCGUUCAUGUUUAUGAUUGGAUUAUGGAAGAGCACCCUCCAUUGAAUCUUGAUUAUCAAAGAGUCAAUGAUGUUGCCUGGGUUGAUAGUGAGAACAUAAUUAUUAGUGCCUGUGAGAGAUUAGGCCGCGGAGACGGAGGGAUGGGGUUGUUUAGUAAGAGUACAGGAGAAUUGAGGUAUAAGUUUCAGGUGUGCCAUGAGAAUCAAGUGAAGAGUUUCACAGCCGGGGCUUUAAGUACUAGUUCAGAUUAUAAGAUAUUUAGUAGUUGUAAAGGAAGGAGUAAUGAGUAUGGGGUUGGAGUUUGGGAUCAGGUUACUGGAAAACAGAUUGAUUUCCUUUACGAGAGUCCAGGUUGGUCAUUAGGCGAUGCUGACAAGUUGCAAUGGUUGAAUGGGAGCAAUUGUUUGUUGGUGGCCACUUUGUUUCCUAGGAAAGAUAACUGUUACAUUAGUAUGUUGGAUUUUAGGGAUAAGAGAAUGGUGUGGUCCUGGUCUGAUUUUGGUGCUCCUAUAACUGUGGACGAGAAGCGAGUUCGAGAUGCUAUAGCUAUGGAGGAUAGUAAUGCUAUUUGCGUGGUGAAUGAGUACGAGGAUUUGGGAUUUAUGGAUUUGAGAAUGAAUGGAGGGAGUGUGAGGUGGAGCUCAAGAAGUCGGAUGAUGAAGGGGAAACUGUCUGAUGAGCCUUGUUAUCCCAAGCUGGCAUUACAUGGGGGGCAGCUGUUUUCAUCUAUGGAUGACUGCAUUUCUGUGUUUUGUGGUCCGGACUGGGUUUUGACAUCUAGGCUUCGUCAGGGUUAUGGAGGUUCAAUCUGUGACUUUUCGAUUGGUGGGGAUCGGCUCUUUGCGCUUCACAGUGAGGAAAAUGUAUUUGAUGUAUGGGAGACUCCACCCCCACCAAUUUCAUGAUUCAGGUCAUGGUCUGCUUGGCUUUAUAGCCAUGCGUAAUAUAUCUUACAAAUGGUUUUUCUUUCUUUUCCUCGUCAACUUAUAGAAAAUGAUAGAAGAUGAAUCUUGUUAGAAUUUACAGCAUAGAGAAACCUUGAUAUAGAGAGGUCUAAUAGUUUUGUGUGUGUACAGAUUAUAACUAUCAUAUAAUCUCGAGUGCUGAAUUUGUAUGGGUUUUUGACGAUUGUCACAGAAAUGAAACAGAUUGUUUGUUACUACAGAAGAGAAA